AUGAAUCCUUCGAAUCCGGAGACGCGCGUAACGUACUGGCCACCCUGCUUCCUACUCACUUACGAAGACAUUACUCUGUGGGAGGGAAAAAAUAAAAUCUCCGUGUACAUCUACGUGUUCGAUCAGCAGACGUGUUCGAUGUCUACCGGAUGGGUUCCCUGCACGCUCUAUAAGAAUAAGGUCCAUCUGCUCGAGGUUAGGGAACAUUUCUAUGGAAUCAGAAAAUUUAGCACUUUCAUUGGACAAAGUGACUAUUUUUAUUGCGAGAAAUGCACGAGCGGUUAUGGGACGAGAGAGGCAUUGCAGCAGCAUGAACGUCUGUGUCAAGACAUAAGCGAAGUAAUUCUCGAAAUGCCAAAAGCGGGGGAGAGCGUCUUCUUCAACAAGAUACAGUACAUGCAUUCGCACCCCUAUUUCACGGUAUUAGGCACAGAGAGCGUUUUGGAAAAGGAUGCACUCGUUAAGGACGCCGUGAAUGUGCACAGGAUGAGCUCGUACUGCUUCAUUGUAGUGAGAAGUUGCGACCGAAAAAUAGUAGGCCUAGAUGGCUAUUUGGGACCCAACGCACCAGAAAAAUGCUUGCUCGCGCUCAAGGGAUUAAGCGAUCAAAUCGAUAGAUUGAACUGCUGUCCCUCGCCGUUGGUCAUGAGUAUGGAAGACCACUUUCGACACGAGAGUGCGACGCACUGCGAAUUCUGCGGGUGCGAAUUUAACCGACAUACGCGGAAGGUGUCGCAUCACAACCACACCUGCUUCGUAGAGCCUGGUUCUUCGAAUUUUGUCGCGACGCUGUGUGAUAUGUGUGAACUGUGGAUCUUAGCUUCGAGUUCGGAAAAGAUAAGAGGGUUCAACAUUGGAGAUCUCCAUUUCUGCGAUACCAUGCAGUUUUUCAACCUGUCCUUGUCUAACCUGAUGGAAACGCUCCUCACCAGCGGCGGCGAGAGUGCGUUUCAUUGCACCUGCCAAAUGUUUGGUAACCGUUUCCGCCACCUCCUCAGGAAGGGCAUUUAUCCCUACACCUUCGUCGACAGUUUCGAGGCAUACAAUUUGCCCGCGCUACCGCCAAAGGAAGCUUUCAAAAGUGUCAUGAACGAGCAAAAUAUCACGGACGAGGAUUAUCAGUACGCCCUCGACAUUUUCGAAUUGUUCGAAUGUAAGAACCUCGGCGGUUACACGCGUCUCUAUGUCAUGCUCGACGCCUGUCAGCUCUGCGACGUCGUGCUGUAUUUCAGAGAGAUUGUGCUAGAGACAGAUGGGAUGGAUAUCCUACGUGGUUUUGAGUGGGCCGAUCCUUCGAAGUGGAGCGAGAUCGAUUUUCUCAACAUUCCUCACGAUUCGGAAGUGGGUUACGUUUACGUGGUAGACUUGUCGUAUCCCGAAGAACUGCACGCACUCACCAGGGAUUUUCCCCUGGCACCCGAACACAGGUGCGUGGACGAGAACAAACUCUCCCCUACCAGCAACACUUGA
Messenger RNA from Ornithodoros turicata, 1470 nucleotides. RefSeq lists its product as uncharacterized. The record is from RefSeq and is a predicted model, not a curated record. Bases 1 to 1470 code for a protein of 489 amino acids. The transcript has 3 exons. NCBI's taxonomy places the organism in Eukaryota, Metazoa, Arthropoda, Arachnida, Ixodida, Argasidae.